Phytophthora nicotianae INRA-310 is the source of this 492-nucleotide messenger RNA. RefSeq lists its product as hypothetical. Lineage: Eukaryota; Oomycota; Peronosporomycetes; Peronosporales; Peronosporaceae. The annotation marks the transcript as partial. Gene Ontology annotation, cellular component: radial spoke; axoneme. The record is from RefSeq and is a predicted model, not a curated record. Gene Ontology annotation, biological process: cilium movement involved in cell motility; cilium assembly; axoneme assembly. The transcript has a single exon.
UUGACCGACAGCCUGGAACACUGCAGCCUUCAGUAGGCGAAGUGGCGAUCGUUAGGAGUCUCGUGUGGCCGGGAGCUGCGAGCAUCGCGGUGGGUAAGAAGUUCCUGAACGUGUACGUGGGUCACGGAGUCAAGUUCCUGUCCGAACCAUUCCAGUUGGCUCCUCCUCAGCGACUGCAGUCUGGUAGUUGUGUGAGUUUGAGUGAAGACGCUGAAGGAGAGGGAAAACCGACACUGCGCUGUGAGAUUCCAGUGGAGCAACCUGAUCUACUCGAAGAUCCGUCACCUCCUGCAGAAGAAGAGGAAUGAGACUCAUAAGGUGAGUCAGGCUUGCUUGAAUUCAUUCUUAGUUUUCCUUUGGUGCUUGGUGGUUAGUUUACCGUACAUCAUCAGAUAUUCGGGCUGUGAAAAGAACCUCGUCAGAUCUCGUUUAGACCAAACGGUCUGGUAUCCAGGAUAAUCCAAGUAAUAUAUCAAACACGCAUCAUCCAAA